AUGGGCACCGUACUCAGCAUCAGUCCCCGCGAGAAGAAAACAGCGUCGACGAGCUAUUCGGAACCGUCUUUGAGCAGCCAUUUGACAAACGACAUGUCUUUCAACAGAGCCACUACGACUCCUCGCGACGCUGUCGAUGACUCGGGUGACAAACUGCUGUCCGAAAAGGCUCUGCUCGAGAAGUUCUCGCGUGCCAGCGCAGUGGCUCACCACCACCACAACAACAACAAUAAUAAUAAUACCAGUGUCAAUAACAACAUCAACAACAAGAAACACGGCAUGUUCCUCAACGGAUUGAGCUGGAAGAGGCUCACGUCCGGCGGAGCGCACUUGGGACUCAAGUGCAACCGGAACAACAAAACGGACGCUGUCGUGAAAAACGGCGCCGUUCGGGCGCCGUUGGAAGCCAUUCACCCCGCGUUGGACAACAACAAGAAUAUUCAGAAGGCGUUGUCGUGCUACAACAUCAAGUCGAAGCAGUGCGACGGUGUUGUUAUUGCUAAUAACAAUCAUCACCAGCAAAAUGGACGAACGGCCGCUGCGGCGGCGGCUGCGGGACACGGAUUGAAGCCGUUGUUUCCGGCAGUGCAGGCGGCCAUUUCCGCUGCCAGAGAGCCCAGUGUUGGGAUCAGUCCCACGAAGAAGACGGUUAUACAGGCGUCCACUUCCGAGCUGCUCAAAUGUCUCGGAAAUUUCCUGUACCGGAAAUGUCGACGGCUACGGGACUUCCAGCCCGGUGACGCCAUCAUGUGGCUGCGGACAGUAGACAGAAGUCUUCUGCUUCAAGGAUGGCAGGAUGUGGCGUUCAUCAAUCCGGCAAACGUGGUGUUUGUGUACAUGCUGGUCCGCGACCUGGUGCACGAGGACAUCAGGUCGGAGCAAGAACUGCAGGCCGUCGUUCUCACCUGUCUCUACCUGUCCUACUCGUACAUGGGCAACGAGAUCUCGUAUCCGCUCAAACCAUUCCUCGUGGAGGACAACAAGGAGCGGUUCUGGGAUCGGUGCAUCCUCAUCGUCAACUCCCUGUCGGAGGACAUGCUCCGCGUCAACGCAGAGCCCAGCUUCUUCACCCAGGUUUUCACGGAACUCAAGGGCAUCGGCACUGCGUUUGUGCCUUGAUGAUUUUACGUAGCCAUCAUUGAGCAAUCUGCUGCAACGGAUCUCCGCCGUAUAAUAUCAGCAUUGACAGAAACGGAAUUCCUUUAAUGAAAUAGCUGUGCGAGAAGAAGAAGGAUCAUGUGCUCUGAAGACGAUACGACAUUCCUGUUGCUUGGGUUUGGCCUGCUGCUAUAUGGAGGAGGAGGAUUCUGCAUUUCGCGCGAAUUUCCCUCUGACUCGACUCGGGCGCAAAAGCUGCUUAUCCUCUCUUCCAACAUGCACAGCGUUGGUUAAUAAUAACUUGCGGAAAAUUUUAAUUUUAACUCAUGACCAUGAACCAAAAAUAUCACUCUCGUUCCAUACGCGUGAAAGAAAGGCUAUUCAAUUCUAUAUAUGCCGUCCUUUUGACUCGAAUGAAGAGAUCUCCAGCAGUUUACAAAAUUAAGAGACAAAUGCAUUGACCUAAUAUGUGCGCCACCAACCUGAUUUUAAUCGCAAAAAUUCCUUUUUUUUCUGAGAUAACGAGGAUUCAUCAAUCGAACAUGAUCUCGACAAAAAAAACCUUGUUCAUUUCAGGAAGAUGUAGUUAUUUGGAAGAAACGUUGAUUUAAAUCAUCCACUAUUUAAUUGCUUGACGCAAUGGAUCUAUAUUAUUUUCAGGAGGGAGCAUUAUUUGUGGAACAGCUGAUAUUGCAAAUGAAAAAAACUGUCAGGAAUAACGACAAUAUCAUUCAUGUCGGUAUGAGGAAAAGGGAAACGGAAAAACUUGGGUUUGCACGUGAGAUUGAUGAGGUCCACAAAAUUAUAAUUCUUUUCAUAGGGUUGCAUUAAUUGAGACGAAAAUUGCUGCGGAUAAUUGCUCAGUCAGUUUUCGUCGCGAUGAAUUUUGGAACCACCCAAAAGAAUUUUUCCUCCCGAUUGCGAAUUUUUUCUAUUACUUCCGAGUGGAGAUCGCUGCUAUACGAGAAGUGUUGCGCUGAUUCCGAAGCCCUUCGCAAGGCAGCUAUUCGUUGUUGUACUGUGUAAGUGAAGGGAAAGAACGUUGUUGUCGAAACCCAAGAUAUAAUGAAGAUUAUCAGAAUUAGAGUUUGCAAUGCGCGCAUGUGUGGUGAUACGCACGAGAUGUAUUUCGAGAGAGAGAGAGAAAGUCUUGGAGUUCUAGGAUGGUGAAGAAAAGGGAAUAUUAAUUCUAGGUUUGCUUUUUUUCCUGUAAAAUGAUUUCUUUUUUGUUGUUGUUCGAACUGUGGGCAUUGCGCUGCCAAAUUACUGCGAUAGUUCAGGAGUAUGGCUUUUUAUGUUCAAAGCUUUUUUGUCGAUUCAUGUGUUUUGAAAGUAUGCAAUAAUGGUCAGAAACCUUCCUUUUUGGAGGCAGACUGUGAUUGUGAUGAACCCGUUUGGUCUCAUUUGUUACGAAGGUUCAAUUCGCUUGCGUUCAGCUGCUCUGUAUUGUUUCGUGAUGUUUGAAACUCCGGAUUGACUGUGAUCGGUUUUUUUUUUCUUUGUCGCAGAAGUUAUUCAUUCGAUUAUUCCAUUCACUUCUCUGGUCGUCUGUUCUCUUUUGAGCCCCGCUUUUUUUCAAAUUCAAAUCGUCGGUCUUCUAGAUUUUUUGAAAGAAAUUUGCUUAGAGAACCGAACGUUUGAAAGUUUUAGAAAUUUCGUGGACGUCAAGAAGAGUUGACCUUGAAUCGGAUGUCUUCCCGUUUUACCGUAGUCGCGUUUUUGUGACGAAAAGACGGAGAUACAGGCAAACAGAACAGCAAAUUUGAAAAAUUAGCACGAAUUCUGAAGUUAGUCAAAUUUUUGAGACUUUUGAGAAAAUGCUCUGGCAUUCUGUUCACGCAUUUUUUUCCGUCGACUGGGAGAAAACUGCUGUUGAUUGAAAAGAUCUCCUUUUUCUUUGGAGAUCAUAAUUCGACCUUCUGAAUGAGCCGCGAUACCUUUUUUUCAAGUCACGCGUGGAAUUCCUUUACUUGAGUUUUGCGUUCGUUUUCGCGAAGAAGGAACGAAAGACAGGCCAAAAUGUGCAAUACUUAUUGGGAAAAGCUCCGCGGAAUGUGCAGGGAUCUGCGAUUGAUGUGGACUGCCAUCUGGAAUCAUCAGCUGUAAUUUAACCCCCCCGCCCUUCCAAAAUAUUUUCUUGUCGUGAAGAUUUUCGGUACAUAAUCAUUCAAUGGUAAUGACAGAUGGGUAUCAAGGCAUACGCGGCCAGUUCCUGGGAGUCAUGGAAGUUUUUCGUUGUACAAUCAGUUCUUCUCGAACUUCAGAAAGGAGCUAAGCCUUUUUUCAAGUCGCAGAUUUGAUACAGAGUCAAAAUUGUUGAUAAAUCAAGCAUUCCGAGGAAAAAAAAACAGAGAAUUCAAAAUGUUAUGGUGUGGAGAGUCGAUUUAAUGUGCUUAUGAUCGACGUGAAUUUAGAUUUGCUGAUAUUCGAAGCGCGAAUUUUUUGGAUACCCGUAUGGUAAAAUUUUGAGUGAUAAUAAAGAUUUGGAAGAAAAUU
This is a messenger RNA of Notodromas monacha, 3594 nucleotides long. NCBI's taxonomy places the organism in Eukaryota, Metazoa, Arthropoda, Ostracoda, Podocopida, Cyprididae. The record is from the annotation of a GenBank genome assembly.